Closterium sp. Naga37s-1 is the source of this 2157-nucleotide messenger RNA. Lineage: Eukaryota; Viridiplantae; Streptophyta; Zygnematophyceae; Desmidiales; Closteriaceae. The record is from the annotation of a GenBank genome assembly.
AUGUCAGUCAUUGCGUUGCUCGCGCUUCUCACCUCCGCCCGCCGCGCUUGCCCCCGCUUCCCCCCCUUUCUCACGCUGCUCCUCCCGCUCCUCGCGCUGCUCCUCACGGCGCCGCCCCGCCCUCUGUGCGCGGCGGCGGAGCGAGCGAAACGCGUAGAAUCCGGUAAUGCGACGCGCCUCGUCGUCCUGCGCAACAAAACGCACGGCGCGAAAUGCCUCGACGGCAGCCCCCCCGCGUACUACUUCCGCGCGGGGAGGGGCGCGGGGAGGCGCAAGUGGCACGUGCAUCUCCUCUUAGGAUCACGGCUUCCUCGCACUCACCCCUCCUGUCCCCUCAUCCCCACCGUCCCUCUAUCCCCCCACCAGGCGUCCGAGGAAUAUCCUCAACUCUCCCAGCACACCGCAGCCAACCACUCCUUACUCCCACUCCCCCCUCCCAAUCCCUCUCUCCUCCACCAGGCAUCCGAGGAAUACCCUCAUUUUGGCGGCUUGCUCUCCCGGAGAAAGAGAGCCAACCCGGUGUUUCACGGGUGGAACCUGGUGUGGGUGGUGUACUGCGAUGGUGGCGCCUACAGCAGCACGCGGGGGAGGGCGGACCUGGGGGAGGGCGCAUCUGUACCUGCGCACGAGGAGGGGCAUGGGGGCGGCGUCUCAAGUGCUCUUCUCGGGCAGCUGUGCUCGCCCAUGCUGCUAUGCUACUCCCGACAUGAAUUUGGAUUCUUGUGCCCAUGCCAUCAUCAUGCACUGCCACCACUUCCCACCCUCUUUCUCCCCCUUAUGACCGCCUCCCACUCAUCUCCACCCUCUUAUCACACCGUCGUUUUUGCAGACCUGCGCAGGCGGCGGGGCAUGGGGGCGGCGUCGCAUGUGCUCUUCUCGGGCAGCUCAGCGGGCGGCCAUGCCAUCAUCAUGCACUGCGACCGCCUCGCUGCCGCCUUCCCCCGCGCCCAAGCCACCUGCCUCGCUGACUCGGGCUUCUUUGUCGACGCCAAGGACCGCUUUGGACAGAACUUCUGGAGAGGAAGGGUUCAGGCGCUCACCGCUCUGCACCGCAUCAACGUCCCCAACUGCCCAGCAGGAGCACAAGUGAAGGACAACUGGGUCUGCUUCUUCCCGGAAAACACCCUCCCUCAGAUCACCACACCCCUCUUCCUCUUCCAGUUUCACUUCGACCCUCGUGUCAUCUUCCACGAAAAUCAGCUGCCUAGGAACAGGACCCAGAUCCAGUACGAGACAAACUGCCUCACCAUGCAGAUCCUCCUGCCAAACGCCAGUGCCGUGGCUCGCGAGCAUGCGUGGGGGGGUCUCGACUGGAACCCGUCGUUUUGCCUGCCUCAGGAGGUCGACGCGGUGUUUUCUAUGGCAUCUUUGCUGUAUGGGUAUUUGGCGGAAGCGGCGCGGGGAAAGAGGAAUUUGGGGGUGGUGCUGGCGCCCGGAAUGGGGCACACAGUAGUGUUCUACUCAAGCUGUCCCCCCGCGUACUACUUCCGCGCGGGGGCUGGUGCGGGGAGGCGCAAGUGGCACGUGCAUCUCCCCACGGGCGGCUGGUGCUUCUCCCCGCGCGAGUGCCUCGAGCGCGCCAACUCUCCGCUCGGUUCCUCGCGCUUCUGGGCUACUCGCCUCCCCGCUGUCAUUGAAAACGGCGGAAGAAUCAACAACGCAUCUGAGGAAUACCCACAGCUGGGAGGGCUUUUAUCCCAGGACAGCGCAGCCAACCCGGUGUUUCACGCGUGGAACCUGGUGUGGGUGGUGUACUGUGAUGGUGGCGCCUACAGCAGCACGCGGGGGAGGGCGGACCUGGGGGAGGGCGCAUCUGUGUACAUGCAGGGGCGGCAGAUUCUGGAUGAUAUUAUCACCGAUCUGCGCAGAAGGUGGGGCAUGGGGGCGGCGUCGCAUGUGCUCUUCUCGGGCAGCUCAGCGGGCGGCCAUGCCAUCAUCAUGCACUGCGACCGCCUCGCUGCCGCCUUCCCCCGCGCCAAGGCCAAGUGCCUCGCCGACUCCGGCUUCUUCGUUGACGCCAAGGACCGCUUUGGGGUGUACUCCUGGCGAGAGUACAUUCGGCAACUCACCGCUCUGCACCGCAUUGAAGUCCCCAAAUGCCCUUCAGUUUUUUCUUUUGAUGUUGAGACGUCUCAGAAUUUGCCCACCUCCCUUUAA